Molecule: messenger RNA, 2101 nt
Organism: Ylistrum balloti
Lineage: Eukaryota; Metazoa; Mollusca; Bivalvia; Pectinida; Pectinidae
Product: actin-related protein 10-like
Exons: 13
Coding region: 59-1240 (393 amino acids)
Biological process (GO): retrograde axonal transport of mitochondrion
Source: RefSeq, a predicted model, not a curated record
UGUCUGCGUUACUCAUUCCUUUCAUUUAAGGCAGUGUAAUCUAUGUAUAACUGUCGAAAUGUCGUUAUUUGAAGGUUUGAGCUACAGCAGCGAUAAAAAUGUCAUUGUGAUAGACAUCGGAACAGCAUACACAAAAUGUGGCUUAGCUGGAGAAACUGGACCAAGGUGUAUUAUUCCAAGUGAAGUAAAAAAUGCCAAAUCAGGAAAGAUUGUCAAUUUGUCGGACUUUGAAAAAAAAUAUGAGCUGUUUGAGAACAUCAAAGAUUUUCUGUUUGUCCUGUUUUUUAGACAUUUGCUUCUGAGUCCGAAGAACAAGCGAGUGGUUAUUUGUGAGUCCCUUCUGUGUCCUGAUGUGUUCAGAGAGACAUUGGGCAAAGUUCUUUUCACUCACUAUGAGGUUGCCACGGUGAUGUUUGCCUCCAGUCAUGUCAUGUCACUAAUGACUCUUGGGUCCACAGUUGGACUUGUGAUGGACAUUGGCUACACAGAAACCCUGGUUGUUCCCGUAUAUGAAGGCAUUCCUGUGGUGAAAGCGAUUCAGUGUAUUCCACUAGCAGCCAAAGCUAUACAUGAAAAAAUAGAAAGUCUCCUAUUGGAUUCUGCAACAGUGAUGACAAAUACCAGAGAGGAAUGUCCUCUAUCUAGUCUACCAGAUUGUUUAAAUAACCAAAUUUUAGAAGAUAUAAAAGUUCGUUGUUGUUUUGUGACAAACCUGAAGAGAUCUAAAGCCAUCCAGGAAGUUGUAAUCCAUGGCGCAGAUGAGUCACUGUUGCCUACUCCUCCUCCCAGUGUUCAAUAUCCACUGGAUGGGGGCAAAGUCCUGAACAUAACUGGAAAAGUCAGAGAACAAAGCUGUGAAGUACUGUUUGAACAGGAUAACGAGGAACAGUCUGUGACUACCUCCAUUUUGGAUGCCAUCCUCAAGUGUCCAAUAGACAUGCGUUUGGAAUUGGCGAGUAAUAUUGUGAUCAUUGGCGGCACAUCAAUGCUGAAGGGUUUCCACCAUCGUGUUGGAUCAGAACUCUACGACCUGCUCAGGAAACCCAAGUACAAGGAACAGUUAUCCAUCCAGACAUUCAAAUUCCAUAAGCUGCCAGCUAAGGAAAACUAUGCUGCAUGGUUGGGGGGUGCUAUGAUGGGUUCGUUAGAGACUUUACCAAGCCGAUCAAUAACAAGGGACAGUUAUCAACUCUCUGGGAAGCUGUCAGACUGGUGUACCAUCACAGAGGAGGUGGUGUAAGGCUGAGGAAUAGAAUCUUAUACUUUUGUGAUCUUAGAACUGAUACUAUUGAUGUAAAGGAUUCAAGUCCCUUUGAGUCUGGGAUCAGUGUUCGUAGUGUUAUUAUAACAGUGCAAUAUUGUUGUUAUUAAGUGUACUUCAAGCUGCCUACUGUCAAUGUCUUCUAAAUGACUGUUCAUAUGAACACACCAGAAAGUUUCUGGUUGGUUCUACAUCCUGUGAGACCCUGGCUGCAUUUACUUAAUGUGAGACCUUGGUCAUAUAUACGUCCUGUGAGACCCUAGUUGUAUGUACUUCCUUGGAGAUCCUGGUUGUAUAUACUUCCUGUGAGACCCUGGUUGUAUAUACAUCCUGUGAGAUCCUGGUUGCAUCUACAUCCUGUGAGACCCUGGUUGAAUUUACUUAAUGUGAGACCUUGGUCGUAUAUAUACUUCCUGUGAGACCCUAGUUGUAUAUACUUUCUGUGAGACCCUGGUUGUAUAUACUUCCUGUGAGACCCUGGUUUUAUAUACUUCCUGUGAGAUCCUGAUUGUAUAUACAUCCUGUGAGACCCUGGCUGCAUUUACUUAAUGUGAGACCUUGGUCAUAUAUACUUCCUGUGAGACCCUAGUUGUAUAUACUUCCUGUGAGAUCUUGGUUGUAUAUACUUUCUGUGAGAUCCUGGUUGUAUAUACGUCCUGUGAGCACCUGGUUGUAUAUACUUCCUGUGAGACCCUGGUUGUAUAUACUUCCUGUGAGACCCUGGUUGUAUAUACUUCCUGUGAGAUCCUGGUUGUAUAUACUUCCUGUGAGAUCCUGGUUGUAUAUACUUCCUGUGAGAUCUUGGUUGUAUAUACGUCCUGUGAGGUCCUGGUUGUAUAU